This is a messenger RNA of Mizuhopecten yessoensis (Yesso scallop), 2043 nucleotides long. Its product is annotated as putative peptidyl-prolyl cis-trans isomerase dodo. The transcript is spliced from 3 exons. The coding region runs from base 30 to 494 and encodes 154 amino acids. Gene Ontology annotation, molecular function: peptidyl-prolyl cis-trans isomerase activity; protein binding. Gene Ontology annotation, cellular component: nucleus; cytosol. The record is from RefSeq and is a predicted model, not a curated record. Lineage: Eukaryota; Metazoa; Mollusca; Bivalvia; Pectinida; Pectinidae.
UUCAUUCGAUUCGGAUUAGUUUAAAAUUCAUGAUGGCGGAUUUGCCGGCAGGAUGGGAAAGGAAAGUCAGCCGCUCUACUGGCCAAGAGUACUUCCUGAACCAGUACACAAAGGAGAGUCGGUGGGAACUUCCUACAGAACCUGCUCAGAGAGAAGGUGACACUGUUCAGUGUUCUCACCUACUAGUGAAACACAGUGGCUCGCGACGACCUUCAUCCUGGCGGGAAGAAAAUAUCACACGCUCCAAGGAUGAGGCUCGAGUGAUUCUCCAAGGCUUCAGGAAUAAGAUAACGUCGAAAGAAGCCAGCUUUGCAGAAUUAGCAGCAAAGUACAGUGACUGCAGCUCCGCAAAACGAGCAGGUGACCUGGGACCAUUUGGACGUGGUCAGAUGCAGAAGCCAUUUGAAGAUGCUACUUUUGCCAUGCAGGUUGGAGAACUGAGUGAGAUUGUAUCAACAGAUUCAGGGGAACACAUUAUCCUAAGGACAGCGUAGUGGUGUACCCUUCAACCUGCUUACCUGAUGUGGUGAUCAGUCCUGAUAGGCAUUGUGUAGGCAUUCAUUACAUAUAACCUACAAUAUAAAUCAGGACCAACUCACUUCAAAAUCAACAAUUUUGUAUUAAUAUCAACAUUACAAUAUCAUUUACAUGUUCUUCUUACCAUUGUGUUCUACAAGUAUGAUAUUUUUGCUAUGGUUGGUCUUUACAAAAAUAUUGUCGGUAUAAGUGCUACCUUGUAAUCAGUCUUGAAAACACUAAUUUUUAUUUUCAUUCUAGUGUUUAUGAUAAAAAGUGCUUGACAAUGGAGAUCUGCAUGUAAAAUUCAAUAAUUGUUUGUUUUUGGAAAUAUGUCCUUUGUAACUUGAAUGCAUUUGAAUAUUUUACACAAUUUUCAUAAAUAUCUUAUGUCCGAUAGAGGACUCCCAAUUUACAGGGUUCCAAACAUUUAUUUGUGUUACAUGAAAUAAUGAAUUAUAACAAAUGAUAAUCAAGUUCAAGAUGAAACUUUGAAGUAACACGACCUUUGAAUUGAUUGACAUUUUGGACCUCCAUUAAUGUAUUUGUGAAAGAAGAGUUGUUUCCCUUCUGUGCUGAGGAUUGGUUUAAUGAUAGAAGUAUGUUUAUUUUAUUAAUGAGAUUGUUUCAUGCAGCAUAAAUUUACAUGUUGAUUCCUUUGCCAAGCAAUAAAGGUAUAACUUGCAUGUACAUUGUGCUAUUUAGAUAAUAUUAGGUUCACAGACUCCCGCUCGCUAAGCUUCAGAUAAGAUAUGUCGUACAUGUAGAGCUACUAAAACAAUUUUCUAUUACUUAGCCUAAGAAAGUGUUUGUUAAACAUAAUUACCAGGUAGAAAUUACAGUAGAAACAGUACCCAAGUUGGAUCAGUUCCCAAAACAGAUCACUCUUCACAAAAAUACAUUUUAAAUCUUGGUAGGUGGCAGUGGUUUGUGUUUUACAAGGAUGUAGCACUAGAAUGCAUUGUCAUACUGAUAUCUUUUGUCUUAAGCUGAUUAAUCUACGUGUAUAUGCACAAAUAGCAUCAGAUCAAGAAUUUCAAACUCAAAACUUAUUUGUGUAUGUUUGUUCAGACAUUAGGAACAUACUCGGACUAUAGAAAUAUUUGAAUUCAUAUAUAUUCCAAAGAUCAUUAUAAAGUGGGAAGAAUUCUUACAUUGAUGUAACCAUAAAUGAAUGAAAUCAACGCUCUCACUUUUCAAAGAAUAAAGAAUUUGAUGGUUUGGUGAUACGUUUUGGGUAAUCUCACCAUCUCACCUUAAAGCUGCCAGUACAAGUUAAAAAGCUUUCAAUUGAGAUUUAAAAAACUUCACAAGAAUGAUACAAUAGGUUUUAAGUAUAUUUCAUAUUAAAUAUCCUUGUGCUGCCUUGACACAUUGUUGUAAACAAAUGAUGAUUCUAUAUUUAGGGUAUGCUCUCUAAAGGCACUUGGCAUAUAAGGAAGCAUGCAUUGAAGACAUUUAAACUGUUUAAACAAAAGUGACUGUUUAUGAAAUGUGUCAUAAAAUAAAACAUAUUAAGAUCAAAAA